Molecule: messenger RNA, 2659 nt
Organism: Acanthaster planci (crown-of-thorns starfish)
Lineage: Eukaryota; Metazoa; Echinodermata; Asteroidea; Valvatida; Acanthasteridae
Molecular function (GO): protein binding
Source: RefSeq, a predicted model, not a curated record
UACAGUUACUGUUUGGGGGGCAACUUAAAUGAAAUCAUUGUUUAUGGGAUUCUAAAUCUCUGCCAAAAAGUGAUCUUCAUCACAAGACACCGGCUUCUACCAAGUACUAAGAAGGAAGGAAGGGGGGGCUAGUCUCAGUUGCAGUCAAAGCUGUCGUAAUUAUAAAUUAUUUUUGUUUAUACUGGCCAUGUCCUGGUUGACGCCCAAGCAGCAAACUCAUUUCCACUGACUAAAACCAAAUAAAUAGGAAACUUGUGUGCAGGAAAAUGUUUGGGGAAAUUUGCAGACAGAUGUCACUUCCAGUUUUCACAAUAACGGUGACUUGCCAGAACUUAUGGUGCCAGAGUUCCCAUCUAGAUAACACAGUCUGGUUUAGUGUCAGGCACAGACAGACCUGUAAAAUCCAGUCAUUCAUUUCAGACCUCCGUCAAGUCUAGUUGCUGCUCCAAAAUUGACAAGAGCGAAGUAAGAUGGAGAUUGUUGCAGUGUACAGGCUGUUUCUCUUGUUUCUCUGCUUUGUCUUCACUUCUUGUUCCACUCCGUCUCAAGACCAGCCUCUCGUAUCGACAUCAUCUUUGGUUGAAGUGGAAACAACGAUGCUGCCAAUGCAGAAGGAUUUAUGUCAGACCUGCAAGUGCGAUAGAACGAAUGAUGCCAAGGUGGUAAACUGUAGUUCCGUACAGUUGAAUGUUGCUGACUUGGCGUCUGCUGACCUCAGUGACACUGGCACACUGAUCCUCAGCCACACAAACUUGGAGCGCUUUCCUGCUGUACAGGCACCACAACUUGUCACUUUGGACUUGUCACAUAAUCAGAUCUCAGAUUUGAGUGAAUCACCCGUUGGUGAGAAUAGACCUGAUUUGAGAGAGCUGGAACACUUGGAUAUAAGCCAAAACCGUCUGUCUAAACUCACCAGAGAGAUGCUAGGUGGUGCUGUGAGCCUGAUCAAUCUUGAUGUCUCUCACAACAAUAUAAACACCAUAGACAUCGACACUUUUGCUAAUUUGACGUCCUUGAAGACCCUGCGGCUAGACCACAAUCAGCUGGACGAAGUCCCGAGUGCCAUCAAAAGCAACUACAGGUAUUUAAGGCAGGAACUCCAGACCCUCAAUCUGAGGGGGAAUCCCAUCAAGGAACUUCCAGAGGAUCCCUUUGGAGACCUGAAGUACCUUCAUAACUUGGACCUUAGCAGAAUGGAGCUGAAAUAUGUCCAUCCAGAUGCUUUCAAGGGGCUCACGACAGGCUUACAUGAGCUUUAUCUAAAUUCCAAUAGCCUUCAGACGCUGUCUAUACUAACUAUUCAGAACCUACAUCGUUUGACCUCCCUGUCCUUAUACGACAACCCUUUGGUAUGCAAUUGCACCCUGGAAGACCUUGCUAAGUACUUGGAGGCUCGACCUAACAUUAGCAUUGUCUGUUUGAAGCACACAAACUGCAAUGUCAAUGACAGCCAAAAUAUUGAUUUCAAAAGCCAAGACAUUUCCAUGUUCUGUAUAUCCCCCACUACUGUAGGAACCACAGAACGCAUGUCUAGUAAAUCCUUCCCCACUGUAGAAAUCCUACUUGGAGCUGUGGGACUUACUGUCCUCAUCGCCAUAGCAAUCAUCAUUAUAUACUGUUACAGAAAAAGGCAGUCAGACCACACCAACAGCUCUUCAGUGAAUGCAGUGCCAUCUUUUCAAUUGACGCACGUCCAGACAUCUACAGAAGAUAACACCAAGACCCGUAGUGAGCACUUUUACUCCAGCGUUAAGAGCCUGCAGCCUCCAGUGUAUGCUUACGCACAAGUCCCUGGUGGACUCAGUGGUCCGAAGACGAUUGAGCCAGCAGCUACUUACAAAAAUGUGUCAUCUCCGCAGAGACAACAGCCAGAUGACAGUUACCUGAUGCCAUCCUGUAAAAAAAAAGAGCAGAAACCUCUUCCAAAGCCUCGGAAGUGCUGCCUUAACGAGCAAACAGUACUGUAAAAGAGCGACAUCAAACUGUCAGGUCAAACGUGAGUCAUACCAGAUUGCUCACCUGUGCUACAAGUAGGCUUAUCCUACACAUUACAUACACAAUAGAUUGCAGUUUGUUAUCCACAUACCAGCGUGUAUCAUUCUCAACUGGGUAUUUCUUUUUGCUCGGGUGUGGCAGACAACCACUUUCUUCUGUUUUUCCUCAAGUGCAGUAGAAAAGUAGAACAGUGGAAGGCUGUGAUGUGUGUGUGAGAAGAUCUCGAACGACUGUAGCUUACUUUCAUAAACUAAGAAGAACUUUUCUUUUUUACGUUUAGACUAGAAUCCGGCCAGCUGUCGCUCUGGUGGCACCAUUAUGACUUACAUGUGGUAUAUGUGCUUGAUUACAUACCAUCUCAACCAGGAGGGCAUUUGGAAAUUGAUAUGCACAUCAAGUUUAAGCGUACUUGCUAGAGUGUAAUACCCCUGAAAACAUGUCAUCUGCUAGGAUAUUUGUGGCACCAAUCAGAGGUUAACAUGGCACAACCAUGGUGGCAGUGUUUGGGGUCAUUUUUACGUGGAAAUUACAUUGAAAAGGACCGUAGUAAUUUCAAACAAUGUCGUUGUGGUCUAUCACAAAGCACUUCACCAUUUCUAAGCAUAUGUACUCAUCUGUAAAAUGGUGCUGUGAAUCAAAGAUGUACAAAUUGCAGUCUGUACAU